Messenger RNA from Racocetra fulgida, 220 nucleotides. NCBI's taxonomy places the organism in Eukaryota, Fungi, Glomeromycota, Glomeromycetes, Diversisporales, Gigasporaceae. The record is from the annotation of a GenBank genome assembly.
AGUGUACUUGGAAAGUAAUCGUUUUUUAAAAUGGAGUUCACGAGAUUUAAAAGACCAUGUAUUAAAUGAAUCCGGAGUAGAUUACAGUGAUGAAGAAAUUUCGAAAGCUACUUGCCGAGAACUAAGAUGCAAGAUGAAUGACUGUAACUUAUAUAGAGCCGCUACACAAAAGGCUGCUACUCUUCUAAAUGAGUUUGGGGAUGUGUCCGAUGACGCUGAU